AUGAGAGUUAUUGCUGCCCUCCUCGUUAUUGCACUUGUCUGCCAAAGUGCUAUGGCUGUUACUUCCAAGUCCCAAGUCAAGUUGAUGAUGGAAAAGAUCAACUCUAAGAUGGAGAAAUCCCCCCUUGGUCGUGCCUUAAAGGGUAUGGUCACCAUUGCCACCAAGCUCGGUUAUGACUACUAAGAUCUCUAUGAUGCCUUCGCUGCCCUCAAGAAUUAAUUAUUAAACAGCCUUGAUAACGAAAAUUCCUUAUUCGAAGAAUAAACCGCUUGUCAUGAGAAUUUUAUUGCUCAAUUCAACGCUUUAAUCAGCAACUACACUAGUCAAAUUAAUGAUACUGAAGCUUAAUUAAACUACCUCAACGACUCCUUGAACACCUAUGAACAAAACUUAAAGGAUGCUCAACAAGCUCUCUAAGACAACACUGAUGCUCUCAAUGCUGCCGAAGAAGCUCUUGCCCAAGCUGAAGUUCUUUACCAUUAUGCCACCGCUGAAUACAGCAAUGCUGACUAAGUUAUCGGAGUCGCUAUUGAAAAACUCCAAGAAGCUUAAUCUCACUACGACAAUGCUGACCUCGGAUCUUUCUCCUUCGUUUAAAUCAAGAACACCUUCGUUUCUUUCGCUUAAAAGAUUACUGAAGCCACCAAGGGAAUGAAUGCCAAGCACUAACUCUUCGUCAAACCUGUUGUCUAAGCUAUGAUGUAAGUUAAGAACAACACCAGUUAAACCUCAAUCUAAACUGCUAUCAAGGCCCUCUAAGACUUACAAGCUUACUUCCAAAAGACCUUCACUGAUCUUACCAACGAAUACGUUAUCUUCACCUAAAAUGUCUAAUCCACCAUUGAUGGUCUCAACUAACUUAUAGAUAUCUUAUAAAACUAAACCAUCCCUGGAUAUGAAAGUCAAAUCAGCUAAAUACAAGCUUAAAUCUAAUAAUUUGAAGAUGCUCUCUCUCUUGCCUAACAAAACUUAAAAUAAGCUUAAGACUAUAUUUCUGCUGAAUAUGAAAUAUUUGCAAUAGUUCAAGCUAGACACUAAGCUCUCGUUGACAGAAUCAACUCCGAAUAUGACCUCGUUACCCAAGCUGACAGAAUCGUUAGAAACGCUCAAGCUUAAGUUAACUACUCUAACUGA
Messenger RNA from Tetrahymena thermophila SB210, 1134 nucleotides. RefSeq names its product granule lattice protein. The record is from RefSeq and is a predicted model, not a curated record. Lineage: Eukaryota; Ciliophora; Oligohymenophorea; Hymenostomatida; Tetrahymenidae. The transcript has 3 exons.